AGCCAAAACCCAGAAUCUUCAGAGAGGACCAAUAAUCGAUUAUCACUUGUUGACAAUCGAUUAUCUGGGUUACCGUUGUCCUCCAACGGAUAGAAUUUUAAAUUUUUGGACAGGGAAUCUUUGGAUAAUCGAUUAUCAUGUUUUCACGUCCCCAACUUCCUCUGUAAACUGAAACUCCCUUUCAAUCCCCCCUUCAAAUCCCCUCCAAUUCGCACAGAUUCGAAUCGAAUCUCGCUCUCGGGAUGAACUCGAAGAGGGUUGAGAAUUUCUCCGCCGUUCUGUCCAUCCCCGGCGACGGAGGAAUGCCGCCGCCGCCGCCUAUGGAAGUUCACAGGGUUUGUAUGCCGCCGCACAGGACGACGGUGCAGAAGCUGAGGCAGCGAUUGGGAGAGAUCUUCUUCCCGGAUAAUCCCCUCCACAUGUUCAAGGACCAAUCUAGGGUUAAGAGGCUGCUAUUGAGUCUGCAGUUCUUCUUCCCCGUUCUCGAGUGGGGACCGAAUUACAGCCUCCGGUUGCUCCGGUCGGAUGUCGUCUCCGGCCUCACCAUUGCCAGUCUCGCCAUCCCUCAGGGCAUCAGUUAUGCCAAACUGGCCAAUUUGCCGCCCAUCAUCGGCCUCUAUUCGAGCUUUGUGCCGCCGCUGGUGUACUCCCUUCUCGGGAGCUCCCGGCAUCUGGCGGUGGGGCCGGUGUCGAUAGCUUCCCUUGUGAUGGGCACAAUGCUUACUGAGGGAGUUCCACAUGGAGGAGAUAACCAUGUUCUUUACCUUAAAAUGGCCUUCACUGCCACAUUUGUUGCUGGAAUCUUUCAAGCCUCUUUGGGAUUCUUCAGGUUAGGGUUCAUAAUAGAUUUUCUAUCAAAGGCAACCCUUCUUGGGUUCAUGGCUGGAGCAGCGGUCAUUGUUUCUUUGCAACAAUUGAAAGGGUUGCUUGGGAUUGUCCAUUUCACUACCAAGAUGCAAAUUAUUCCUGUUUUGUCCUCUGUUUUCCACCACACAGAUGAGUGGUCUUGGCAAACCAUUGUGAUGGGAAUGGUUUUCCUCAUCUCACUCUUGUCAGCAAGGCAAAUUAGUGUAUGGAAACCAAAAUACUUUUGGAUUUCAGCGGCUGCACCAUUGACUUCAGUUAUAAUCUCAACUUGCAUAGUUGCACUUCUUGGGCCAAAGGCUCACAAGAUUGACACUAUUGGGCAUCUACCAAAGGGUCUAAAUCCACCUUCAUCAAACAUGUUAUACUUCCAUGGCCCUUAUUUGGGUCUUGCUAUCAAGACUGGCAUUAUAACCGGAAUAUUAUCUCUCACCGAAGGAAUUGCAGUAGGAAGGACAUUUGCUGCUUUGAAGAAUUACCAAGUUGACGGCAACAAAGAAAUGAUGGCUAUUGGUCUCAUGAACAUGGCUGGCUCAUGUUCUUCUUGCUAUGUUACCACAGGAUCGUUUUCCCGGUCUGCUGUGAACUACAAUGCGGGAGCACAGACAGUGGUGUCGAACAUAAUAAUGGCAACGACUGUGCUGAUCACUCUGCUCUUUCUCAUGCCCCUUUUCCAUUACACGCCGAACCUCAUCUUAGCAGCCAUUAUCAUCACUGCCGUGAUUGGCCUUAUUGAUUACCAAGCUGCUUUCCGGCUAUGGAAAGUCGACAAGCUUGACUUUUUGGCUUGUAUCUGCUCCUUCUUUGGUGUUCUUUUCAUCUCCGUGCCUCUUGGCCUUGCCAUUGCAGUUGGAGUUUCUGUGUUCAAGAUUCUUUUGAAUGUCACAAGGCCAAAUACAUGUGUUCUGGGAAACAUUCCUGGGACUCAGGUAUAUCAAAGCCUAAGCAGAUACAGAACAGCCAUUAGGAUUCCCUCUUUCCUUGUGCUCUCUGUGGAAGCUCCCAUCUACUUUGCAAAUUCCACCUACUUACAAGAAAGAUUGCUGAGAUGGGUCCGAGAGGAAGAAGAGAGGGCUGCGGCGAACAAAGAAAGCGCGAUUAAAUGUGUAGUUAUUGACAUGUCGGCAGUGACAGCCAUAGACACAAGCGGUAUCGACACAAUCCGUGAACUGAAACGGGUGUUGGAGAGACAGUCUCUCAAGCUUGUGUUGGCGAACCCGUUAGGCAAUGUAAUGGAGAAGUUGCACAAGUCCAAUGUCCUUGAAGAGCUCGGCGGGGACGGUUUGUAUUUGACGGUUGCAGAAGCCGUUGCAGACUUGUCCACGCUGAAGCCCGGCGGAUAUGAACCUUAACAGACAGAGGGGCUAUUCAGAUGUUAGGUCAUGAAAGGAGAGUUAAGUAUUUAUACAUCUUUUUUUUAUAUUUUUAAAUUUGUGUGUUGUACAGACAAUGCUUGUUUGUGGGCAACAUAGGCAAGUUUUGUAUCUAAGUCCAAAAAAAUGGAUGGUCUAAACUUGUUUAUACUAGUUGAAUAAUGUUGUAAAAUUAAUGGACACUUCCAAUUAUCAUUUGGUAGUGUUGUAACAAUGGAGAAAUUGGCUACAAAGGGCCAAUUCCUAGAAUAAUUGAAUCUUGCUCCCAAAAAAAAUUCUAUCUUAAAUU
Messenger RNA from Cuscuta campestris, 2526 nucleotides. The record is from the annotation of a GenBank genome assembly. NCBI's taxonomy places the organism in Eukaryota, Viridiplantae, Streptophyta, Magnoliopsida, Solanales, Convolvulaceae.